Molecule: messenger RNA, 368 nt
Organism: Dentiscutata heterogama
Lineage: Eukaryota; Fungi; Glomeromycota; Glomeromycetes; Diversisporales; Gigasporaceae
Source: the annotation of a GenBank genome assembly
UCGAUAGAGGUGAAGGCAAUGGUAAUAAAGGCUACAAUGGUUAUAGUGAAGGAGGAAAUAGUGAAGGAGGAAACGGUGAAAAUAGUGGAAAUAAGAAACGGGGUGGUAAAAGUGAAAACGAAGGGUCUGAAUCUGGGUUUGGAUUUGCAUCCAACAGUGUAAAUAAGAAACGUGUAUAUAAGAAACGUGGUGGUGAAGGACAAGGACAAGGCCAAGGUGAUAACCAAGGUUCAGGAAACGGAUCCAAUGGUAAUAAUCAAGGUUCAGGAAACGGAUCCAAUGGUAAUAACCAAGGUUCAGGAAGCGGUUCCAAUGGUAAUAACCAAGGUUCAGGAAACGGUUCCAAUGGUGUAAAUAAUAAACGGUAG